Molecule: messenger RNA, 1211 nt
Organism: Cuscuta epithymum
Lineage: Eukaryota; Viridiplantae; Streptophyta; Magnoliopsida; Solanales; Convolvulaceae
Source: the annotation of a GenBank genome assembly
CUUAAUUGGGCUAUUCGUAAGUUAGAUGUCAAAAAUGCAUUUUUACAUGACAAUCUCACUGAAGUAUAUAUGUGUCAGCCUCCUGGUCUCAUUCAUCCACAAUUUCCUAAUCAUGUUUGUCGUCUCCGCAAAGCUAUCUAUGGCCUUAAACAGGCUCCUCGAGCCUGGUUUUAUAGAUUCAAUAGUUUUUUGCUGACGCAUGGUUUUGUCUGUAGAUUUGGGGGAUUUACACUUUUUCCUAGGUGUCCAAGCUGUUCGAGUACCAUCUGGUUUAUUUUUAUCUCAGCAAAAAUAUGUGUCUGAUCUUCUCACCAGAUUUCAUCUUCACACUCUUAAGCCUGUUCGGACCCCUCUUGCUACGCGAACUAAACUUUCUCUCACUGAUGGGGAUCUCCUAGCAGAUCCGUCUGAGUAUAGAAGUAUGGUAGGUGCUUUAAAGUAUUUAACUAUGACUCGACCUGAUAUUACAUUUGCUGUUCACUUGGUUUCCCAAUUUAUGCAUGCGCCUCGUACACCUCAUCUUUUGGCUGUUAAGCGUAUUUUCAGGUAUCUUCAGGGGUCUAUUUCACAUGGGUUACUGCUUCGGCCGAGCACUUCUACUCCUACCAUACAGGCUUACUCGGAUGCUGAUUGGGCCGGAUGUCCUGAUAGCAGUCGGUCCACCUCUGGUUUUGCUAUUUUUCUGGGUCCUAAUUUGGUCUCUUGGAAGGCCAAGAAGCAGCCUACUGUGUCUCGUUCUUCCACAGAGGCGGAGUAUAGGGCAAUUGCAUACACUGUUCAGGAUACUCUACAUAUACGCUCCAUUUUAUUUGAGUUGUGUUUUCCUGUGCAUGCACCAGUCACACUUAUGUGUGAUAAUAUUUCAGCUUCUUAUUUGUCAGCUAAUCCUAUUCAGCAUGACCGCAAUAAGCAUCAACAUUAUUGAUUAUCAUUUUGUACGUGAGAGAGUUUCCCAUGGUGAUCUGGUUGUUCGACAUGUUCCUACACAAUUCCAGCUAGCGGAUAUUUUUACUAAGAGUUUAUCUUCGCAACGUUUUAUUUUUCUUAGGGACAAUCUGCGCAUUGUUUCCCCUGCACAGCUUGAGGGGGUGUAUUAAUGUAAUUAAUACUUUAAUUAGGUUUCCAUAUUUAUUUUGUUUCCUAAUGUACUCUGAACUCUCUUAUUAUAUAUAUGACAUCUAGGCUACCACAUUGGGUAUGUCUUUCCAUUA